Acaulospora colombiana is the source of this 732-nucleotide messenger RNA. The record is from the annotation of a GenBank genome assembly. Lineage: Eukaryota; Fungi; Glomeromycota; Glomeromycetes; Diversisporales; Acaulosporaceae.
AUGGUCGCACUCGAAAUGAUGGAAGACGAUCGCGCCUUACAAGAAGACGAAAUCUUUGCAUUAACUUCUAUUUUCGGGUCGGAUUCAGUCAAUCUCGACAACCAGGCUUCCUCAAGAACCUUUAAUUUCAGAUUGCCACUAGAAUCAAAUCUUUCCUCCACCUUCGACAAACGCAAUCAAUCUUCCAGUGCAAACACGAUCACACUGAAGUUUCGCUUUCCACAUGAUUAUCCCUCGGCAUCACCUCCGAUUUAUGAAAUUGCUAGUUUGUAUUGUGGACCAUUAAAAAUUGAUGAUAAGAUGAGAAACGAGAUCGAUGAGCGGUUCAAGGAACUAUUUGUUCCCGGUCAAGUGAUUAUUUUUGAAUGGGUCGAAUGGCUGAGAGGAUUCUUAAGCCAAAAACUCGCCGAAGGGCAACUGGACGAAACGGAUAUUCACUCUAGUCAGCAGAACCUCGAUUCUUAUCAACCUGAAGAGAAUCCCAAUGUCGAGGAACAACCAUCGGCGCACACAACGACCAUCGAUUGUCCUCCUAUAACAUCCGGCGAACCGUUAGAACACAAGAAAUCUGUAUUCGUAGCACAUCUGGCCCCUGUGCAUAGCAUACAAGAAGUUCAGUUAGUCAGGGAUACCUUGAUGUUAAAUAAAAAAGUUGCAAAGGCCACACAUAACAUCAUGGCCUACAGAAUUGUUCAAGGCAGCGGAGUAAUACUACAAGGCAUGCAAAUUUAA